AAGAAGAAAAGAGAGUCACAAAAUCUGUAGUCUCCUUCAUAUCUCAGAAACUUCGGCAUUGGGUUUCAUUACAAUUGGGCUCGAAAUGAAAAAACCAAACCGACCAGUCAAUGCAAGCUGGUUUGGAUUGAAUGAUGGGGAGAGUGAAAUUAUAGAUGCAGAAUUAUUGGUUGAUCUUCUUGAGACUUAUAGAUUUGGUAAAGAUAAUGUUCCCGCCGGAGAAUUUCGAUUCAAGGCGGUAGCGAGCACGCCGGCGCCUGUCAACAUUACCACCGAGAUAGAUUUGGAAGUCGAAGAGGAAGAUGAUGGAUCUCAAGGAAACAAGUCUGUUCGUGAAAGCACAUCAUCGGUAUGUUCCAAUUCAGAUCCAAUAGUACUUGAGACUACUGUCAGCGAAACCUGUUCAAAUAAUGAAACCGACUCAAACGAAGUAUCCGGUUCAAACGAAGUAUCAGGUUCAAAUGAAGAAAACGGUUUAGAUUGGUUAAAGUCGAGCUCCAUAAACUUAGCAAAUGUAGAGAACGAAAUGCAACAGAACAGAGAAAAUGAUGAGGUAGAAGGACAACAAGAGAAAGAAGAAGAAGAAGAAAAGAGCGAGAUAUCAUCAUCGGAUUCAGAAGAAAAGUCAAACCUAGAGAAGUUGCUUGAAACACAAGAAAACUAUGAGCUUUACUGUCCAUGUUGUAGCUCAUGUAUCACCAGAAAAGUGAUUCUCAAGAAAAGGAAACGUGGAAAGCACGUUGAUUUGAUGACGGAUCUAAAACUCAAUGCACCGGUUGAUGAAACUGACGAACCAAGCGACAUUGAAGAGAUGGAGCCACCGGUUAAGGUUCAUGUCCUCCCUGAGACCGGUAUUGAAGAUGAUGUUCAAGAAGCUAAAGAGGAGGGAAUUAUCUUCACAUGCUUGGCUUGUCUUAAGUACUUCAUCCGGUUAGGAACAAGGUUCUUAGAAUUUGUUUAUAUCAGGGCAAAACCGGUUGAGGAACCAGUUGAAGAAAAUUUAGAGGUGAUGAAAAGUAUUAACACAACACAAUCACUGCCACAAACUCAACCGGACGGAGAAAGAUUCGCCGUUGAGUUGUUGAAGAGCAUUAUCUACGGCGGUCUCACCGAGACCAUCACCAGCCUCGGCGUUGUAUCCUCCGCCUCUGCCUCCGGUUCCUCCACCGUAAAUAUAUUGGCUCUUGCUGUCGCAAAUUUGGCUGGUGGGCUCAUCAUUCUAGCUCAAAACCUUCAAGAUAUAAGAAACAGUUCAGAUCAAGAGACAGAUCGGUACAAGGAAUUGUUAGGGAGACGUGACAAUUUCCGGAUACAUAUCUUAGUAGCGGUCAUGUCUUACAUUUUCUUCGGCCUAAUUCCACCAUUAGUUUAUGCAUCCUCCUUCUACGAAACCGGAAUCAAGAACUACAAGCUCAUCUCGGUUUUCUCGGUUUCUCUGGUUUGCGUGAUUUUGCUCGGUUUGAUCAAGGUCUAUGUCCGAAAACCGCCAAACUCACGUGAAUCGAUUAAAGCUUAUCUCAAAUCUGCGGUUUAUUAUACGUCUAUUGUGGUUGCCUCUUCCGGAAUAUCAUACGUUGUCGGAGAUAUCAUGGGAGAGUAUAUCGGGAAGCUCAGUUGGAUUAGUUUAGACCAGGUUAAUAUAACUUCACCACUUGAUGGAAUUAAACCGGAAGAGUACCGGUUUACUUCCUUUUAAUGUAAGAACCGGUCAGACCACUAUCGUAUAUUUUUGUUCUAAUCACUUCCUAAAUCUCUUUUCCUUUCUUCUGGUACAUGCAAAGUGAACAUUUUUUUUGGGUAGGAGAAACGAGACAAAUGUAUGUCUCUCCAUAUGCAAAGUGAACUUUGUAAAGAGUUAAAUGUUAAAAUCAAUUAAGUAAUGCUUUAUUUGGA
Molecule: messenger RNA, 1893 nt
Organism: Camelina sativa (false flax)
Lineage: Eukaryota; Viridiplantae; Streptophyta; Magnoliopsida; Brassicales; Brassicaceae
Source: RefSeq, a predicted model, not a curated record